GUGACGUCAGCCGCAAGGUGAGAAGGAUAACGUGAACUGAAAGCGGAGGAGAGUAUAGCCUCGCUCAUCUCAUCCCGUCCCAUCUGCCUGUUGUCAUUAUCACUCACAGAAAGACUCACUGCUGCUGCUGGACUACAUGGAAACACAUUCUUUCCACGCUCGGUCGAGCCUUCGGACACCGGGGGCGUCGACAGCAUUUUCACAGCAGUGUGGAUAUGGGAGGUAGAGCCGAGGUAGUGGUGAACAGGCUCAUGUCCAGCAUGCCCAACACGCAUUUUUCACGCUCCACACCGAGCCGCUUAAGGCUCCGUCCACAGACUCAAUGGAAGGGCAAGCGCGUGAAGACAUCCUCUCGAAAGAUGAAAGCCAGAGAUCCCAGCCCCACCGAGAUGAGCGUGGAGCCUUGGGCCAGCCCGCAGGACCAGGCAGCCGCUGAACUCUCUCACAGCGAACACACGGACACGCCGCCCUCUCAGGAUCAGGAGCAGCGCCCUGAUAAACUCUGCCUGGACUCGUUCUGGAGUGAGGUUGAGAACAUCCAACAGGGGAGUGGCUACGCAGACGACUGCAGCAGGAGAGAUUCGAAACACUCCGAAGAAGGAGAGCAGGAGGAGCAGUGGUUGGCCGAUGCUGGCUUGUCAACCCUCAUCAGCGAGGACACUGAGACAAUAGACAAAACGGCCCUGCUGUCCACUCUGACCAAGACGCAGGCCGAAGCCGUUAAGCGUCGAAUAGAGACCUACACGCUCCGCAAACGGAACAAACCGCCACCGCGUGACGUUCGCGACAUAUUCAGCUCACAGACCCUCGUGUCCGAGUCUCAGCAUAGUGAAGACCCAGCCCAAAACAGCAUGGCAUCGGUAGCCAAGUCACCUUUAUCAGCUGUGACUCCAGAGCAUCAGCGAGGUACUCCCAAAGAUGAAUACUUCAUCACUGAUGUGGCUUACUGUGAACAGGCCGUCAUCCUCAUCAAACAAGCCAAACUGCCACAGAAUAACAGCCAGCGCAGGAAGGAGGACGGCACCCUGCCCCGGGUCAUCUGCCCCAAGUGCCGUCUAGGAAUGACUCGUAUUCAAGAUCUCUCCCACGCUGACAUGAAGAAGGUGCGUCAGUUGGCUCUCAUCGACAUGACAGCGCUGUGCGACCUCCUAGAGCUGGAGGUCAAAAGGCACAAAACUGGCAAGAGGAAAAACCCAGAGAGCCCGCUCUUUGGAGUCCCGCUGGCCACGCUGCUGGAGAACGAUCAGAAACUGAAGCCCAGCACUUCGAUUCCGCUCUUGCUGCAGGAAUUGUUGUCAUUUCUGGAGAAGAAGGGAAUCGAUUCGGAGGGGAUCCUGCGUGUUCCAGGAUCUCAGUCCAGAAUCAAGCUGCUGCAGCAGAACUUGGAGGCCAACUUCUACUCACGGCAUGUCAGAUGGGAUGAAGUGAGUCCGAACGACGCCGCUGCACUGCUCAAGAAGUUCAUCCGGGAGCUGCCCGCUCCUCUGCUCACUGCGGAGUACCUCAACAACUUUAGCGCCGUCAGGGAAAUCACAGAGCUGAAACAGAAACUCCACAUGCUGAACCUGCUCAUCCUGCUGCUGCCCGAGCCCAACAGAAACACACUAAAGGCUCUGCUGGAGUUCCUCAGUAAGGUGGUCUCCAAGGAAAAGAAGAACAGGAUGAACCUGUGGGCCGUCGCAACCAUCAUGGCUCCCAACCUGUUCCUGCACAAGGCCGUCCCAAGCAGACUAACUGAGGGUGGAGAGAAAGGACAGGCGGAGAAGGCGGCAGAUGUUAUGAGGCUCCUCAUCCGGUACCAGGACCUGCUCUGGAUGAUCCCUAAUUUCCUCAUGAGCCAGGUGCGUAGGCUGAACGAGAACAGUAACCGGCGUUACCAGUUAUACGAUCGUCGCUUCAAGAACCUGCUGAGAAAGAUUCACACGGACAGCAGGGAAAAACCGGAGAAAAACUCAGAGCCACAUCGUACAGUGAAAAUCCAGGUCGGAGAUCUGGAAAGCAGCACGAUGGAUUAUCAGCUUAACUUAAAUUCAAGAGCCUCCGACCUUCUCGCCCAGUUUUACCGCCAGUUCCUCAGAAGCCCUGACAAUGGAAAGGACAAAAUGCGAAGGAACGGCUCGGUGGCGUAUUCGGACUGCGCCCUGUAUGAAGUGGGCGGGAAUAUCGGUGAGCACUGCCUAGAUCCAGACACACACCUUCUGGAUUUGUACAACAGCAAUCCUGGAGGAGAGUGGAUCAUCAAAAGGAGACCCAGUGGCAGCAGGUGGCUGUGAUGGAUGGACUGAACGAAAACUCAGUUUCAGACUAAACAUAAAGGCAUCAAGGUCUUCGGAAGCAUCAAAUCCACGCAGCCGUCACUUCUUCAUAUCCUGUUCAUCCCGUGAGCAACAAGCGAGAGGGAGACAGAUGGAGGAAGCGGGAACGGAUAGAUGGAGAAACUGCCUGGAGCAGAGCCUAAAAACUGUCUGCGAUCACAUGAACACACACUACCCUCUGUCUUUCUCUUCCUGCCUCUCUCCAUCUUCUUCUUUUCCCUUCACUACAUCAUUUCUCUCCUGCGUUGCAACGCUGAGAGCCUAAAGCUGCCGACGCGACUCAUUACUUCCAACAGAGAACCUGCUGCACAGAAAAGAGGAGAGCGACCGGCUGGACAGUUUGCUUCGCCAUCUUUUCUCUCGAGCAAUCGUAUCCAACCAUGAGCGAGCAGAUGGGGAUGCAGAGCACCUCUGGCUAUAGAGAGCUCACCCCCUCUGUCAGGCCAGCGUCUGCCCCACAAAAGUGUUUUUCUAUCAUGACUUAUCAGGGCUUUGUAAAAAGCUCAAACAUGAUACAAGAGUUUUAUGUGCAUAUUUGAAGAAAAAAUAUUAUCUAAUUGCGUGCUAAAAGUCAGCGGAAUACAAGAUUUCAUUUGUAAAUAUUUGCCCGCCUGCAUCUCCAGUGAUUAAGCUAUUAUUACAUCAUCAGUCUCCAGUGUUACCACUGCUCAGUCAUUUUCUUGCACUUACAUACAGACAAGCCUGGAUAUUCAGGUAUUCGGUGAACAUGGACAUGUAGCAGGUCAACUUUCAGUCUUAUUAUGAAAUUCUGGAUUUUCAACUUUUGUCAGAAAAAAAUAGUUGACCAUGAAGUAAUACAUGAGGUGCUCCAUGCCUUGAUUUCUUUGUUCACCCACCAGUGUUACUUUACAAUAAAUCAGGAAAAACACAGCUAGGAAAAACUGAUUUCUUUAUUCUUCUAUCCUGACUUAAGCAGCAAGUUUUCCUAUUUACACAUGCUCUUUACAUCUAGAGCUACUCAUAACCUGUGUAAACAAAUUUGAACAUAAAACCCUUGGAUCAUUAUUUUGAAACCAAAAUAAUGAGAAAACAGCAGCAUGAAAGAAGACACUGGGCACUUAAGCUGCUGGAGCAGAAGCUAACCUGGAAACAGACAGUUGAUCCAGAUCGAUCCAGAUUGAUUCUGCAGCUUUGAUGAGUAAGUAAACAAAGACCGGGGUUUGUCGGUGUCAACUCCUUUCUUCACCUGUGCCAUUCAAUGAGGGAAAGAGACCCUGAUGAACUGAUAUCCCUUUAUCUGUGAAACCCUGCAAUCUCCUGGGCAUUCAAAUUAAAAAAUCCUCGGCCUUCCUGAGCUGCACAGAGCAGCGCUCAAAGAGACUUUUCUCUUGGACACCACGAGAUUUGGUGUUGUGACCUCAAGGACAGUGACUGUACCUCUAAAGGGAGUUGUAAAGGACACACAGUGAAGCUGGUCUUCUCGUCUUUUUUUUUUUUU
Oreochromis aureus is the source of this 3774-nucleotide messenger RNA. Its product is annotated as rho GTPase-activating protein 40. Gene Ontology annotation, molecular function: GTPase activator activity. NCBI's taxonomy places the organism in Eukaryota, Metazoa, Chordata, Actinopteri, Cichliformes, Cichlidae. The coding region runs from base 216 to 2273 and encodes 685 amino acids. The transcript is spliced from 16 exons. Gene Ontology annotation, cellular component: cytoplasm. Gene Ontology annotation, biological process: signal transduction; regulation of actin filament polymerization; regulation of small GTPase mediated signal transduction. The record is from RefSeq and is a predicted model, not a curated record.